AGGUGAAAGGUCAUGACCUCCGUGACAGCAAGAUGGCGGGGCGUUUGUACUUGGGUGUUCGACUCGGGAGCCGGUUUACGGGCCUCACAGGUCCCCAGUGCCAGGCCAGGUUUUCCACCUCAGCCCAGAGAACGGCUGACCGUCCCGAUGUGUCCAGGUUCUUCCCGGUGCUCGGCAGCCCCAUGCUGCCCCCGGGGACGUUUGACGGGAAGGUCGCGUUCAUCACAGGCGGGGGAACCGGCCUCGGGAAGGGGAUGGCGGCCAUGUUGUCUUCCCUCGGGGCAAAGGUCGCCAUAUCCAGUAGGAAGCUGGAGGUGUUGCAGAAGACAGCAGACGAGAUCUCAGGACAGACCGGGAACGCGGUGCUGCCCCUGCAGGCUGACGUGAGAGACCCCGCAGCGGUGACGUCUGCGGUGGAUACCCUGGUCGCAGAGUUUGGUCUGCCCCACGUGGUCAUCAACAACGCAGCUGGAAACUUCAUCUCACCAACAGAGAGAUUGUCCCCGAAUGCAUGGAAAACCAUCAUUGACAUUGUGCUAAAUGGUACAGCCUAUGUCACACUGGAUGUCGGCAAGAGACUUAUACAAGCUAACCAAGGAGCAGCUUUCCUGUCCAUCCUUGCCACAUACACACAACACGGCUCAGGGUUUGUAGUGCCCAGUGCAGCAGCGAAGGCUGGGGUGGAGGCCCUCACACAGUCACUGUCUUCAGAGUGGGGUCGGUACGGCAUGAGGUUUAACGCCAUCGCACCAGGACCAAUCAAGACCAAGGGUGCCUUCAGCCGCCUGGACCCCUCUGGGCGGUUUGAGAAGGCUUUCAUGUCCCGGAUCCCGACCGGCCGGCUGGGGGAGGUGGCAGAGUUCACUAACCUCGCUGCCUACAUGGUCAGCGACUACGCAAGCUGGAUGUCAGGAGAGGUUGUGACAUUUGACGGAGGAGAGCUUCCAAAUGCAGCAGGGAUGUUCAAUGAUCUCCGACGAGUGUCCAAGGAGGAGUGGGACAUGAUGGAGAAGAUGAUCAGGUCAACAAAAGGUUCUUAGACGUGGAAAUGGUCAAGUCAAGACUGCUGAGACAGGCUGGUUCAAUGGGACCUAAAGAUCUUCACAACA
Molecule: messenger RNA, 1109 nt
Organism: Branchiostoma belcheri (Belcher's lancelet)
Lineage: Eukaryota; Metazoa; Chordata; Leptocardii; Amphioxiformes; Branchiostomatidae
Product: 2,4-dienoyl-CoA reductase, mitochondrial-like
Exons: 9
Coding region: 33-1040 (335 amino acids)
Biological process (GO): fatty acid beta-oxidation
Cellular component (GO): mitochondrion
Molecular function (GO): 2,4-dienoyl-CoA reductase (NADPH) activity
Source: RefSeq, a predicted model, not a curated record